AUGGCCGCCAAAAAUCAUGAUGAUAACACGGUCGGGUGGAUCUGCGCUUUACCACUGGAGAUGGCAGCCGCGCAAGUGCUUCUAGAUGAAGUCCAUGAAGACUUGCCUGUGCAGGCGAACGACGAUAAUGCCUACACUCUUGGAGCAUCGGAAAACACAAUGUUGUGA
Penicillium crustosum is the source of this 168-nucleotide messenger RNA. RefSeq lists its product as uncharacterized. Gene Ontology annotation, biological process: nucleoside metabolic process. The record is from RefSeq and is a predicted model, not a curated record. NCBI's taxonomy places the organism in Eukaryota, Fungi, Ascomycota, Eurotiomycetes, Eurotiales, Aspergillaceae. The transcript has a single exon. The coding region runs from base 1 to 168 and encodes 55 amino acids. Gene Ontology annotation, molecular function: catalytic activity.